AUGCUGGAUCACCGAGCCAGGAUGGAGAGCGGCAGGAAGGAGAAGGUGGAGCAGAUCCUGUCAGAGUUUCAGCUGAAGGAGGAAGACCUGAAGAAGGUGAUGUACCGGAUGCAAAAAGAGAUGGACCGAGGGCUAAAGCUGGAGACGCAUGAGGAAGCCUCCGUCAAAAUGCUGCCCACUUACGUCCGCUCCACACCCGAGGGCUCAGAGGUCGGAGAUUUCCUGUCACUGGACCUAGGCGGCACCAAUUUCCGCGUGAUGCUGGUGAAAGUGGGCGAGGGGGAGGAAGGGCAGUGGAAGGUGAAGACGAAGCACCAGAUGUACUCCAUCCCAGAGGAUGCCAUGACAGGGACGGCCGAGAUGCUCUUCGACUACAUCUCCGAGUGCAUCUCCGAUUUCCUGGACAAGCACCAGAUGAAGCACAAAAAGCUGCCCCUGGGCUUUACCUUCUCCUUCCCCGUGCGGCACGAGGACAUCGACAAGGGCAUCCUCCUGAAUUGGACCAAGGGCUUCAAAGCCUCUGGCGCGGAAGGGAACAACGUGGUCGGGCUCCUAAGAGACGCCAUCAAACGGCGAGGGGACUUCGAGAUGGACGUGGUGGCGAUGGUGAACGACACGGUGGCCACGAUGAUCUCCUGCUACUACGAAGAUCACCGGUGCGAGGUUGGGAUGAUUGUGGGGACAGGCUGCAAUGCCUGCUACAUGGAGGAGAUGCAGAACGUGGAGCUGGUGGAGGGCGACGAGGGGCGAAUGUGCGUCAACACGGAGUGGGGGGCUUUUGGCGCCUCGGGGGAGCUGGACGAGUUCCUCCUGGAGUACGACCGCGUGGUGGACGAGACCUCACUUAACCCCGGUCAGCAACUCUACGAGAAGAUCAUCGGGGGGAAGUACAUGGGGGAGAUCGUCCGGCUGGUGCUGCUGAAGCUGGUGGACGAGAACCUGCUCUUCAAUGGGGAGGCCUCCGAGAAGCUCAAGACCCGUGGGACCUUCGAGACCCGCUUCAUGUCACAGAUCGAGAGCGACUCCGACGACCGCAAGCAGAUCUACAACAUCCUGACGGCCUUCGAGCUGCUGCCCUCGGGGACGGACUGUGACAUUGUGCGGAUGGUCUGUGAGAGCGUCUCCACCCGUGCCGCCCAGAUGUGCUCGGCCGGGCUGGCCGGCGUCAUCAACCGCAUGCGGGAAAGCCGGAGCCAGGAGACCCUCAAAAUCACUGUGGGGGUUGACGGCUCCGUCUACAAGCUCCAUCCCAGCUUCAAGGACCGCUUCCAUGCCACAGUUCGGCAGCUGACGCCUGGCUGCGAUAUCACCUUCAUCCAGUCAGAGGAAGGCAGCGGCCGCGGGGCCGCGCUCAUCUCGGCCGUCGCCUGCAAAAUGGCCUCGCUUGCCCGGGCGAUCGACAAGUACCUGUACCACAUGCGGCUCUCCGAGGAGACCCUCCAGGAGGUAUCCCAGCGUUUUGGGAAGGAGAUGGAGAAAGGGCUGGGAGCAGACACCAACCCCACCGCCUCGGUGAAGAUGCUGCCCACCUUCGUGAGAUCCACCCCGGAUGGGACAGAGGAUGGGGACUUCUUGGCACUGGACCUCGGUGGCACCAAUUUCCGUGUGCUGAGAGUGAAGGUGUCCGACAACGGCCUGCAGAAGGUUGAAAUGGAAAAUCAGAUCUACGCCAUCCCUGAGGAACUCAUGCGAGGCAGCGGGGUGCAGCUCUUUGACCACAUUGCUGAGUGCUUGGCCAACUUCAUGGACAAGCUGAAAAUCAAAGACAAGAAACUCCCCCUUGGGUUCACCUUCUCCUUCCCGUGUCACCAGACCAAGCUGGAUGAGAGCAUCCUCGUUACUUGGACGAAGGGAUUCAAAUGCAGCAGCGUGGAGGGGAAAGACGUGGUGUCGAUGCUGCGCAAGUCCAUCAAGAAAAGAGGGGACUUUGACAUUGACAUUGUGGCUGUGGUGAACGACACCGUUGGGACCAUGAUGACCUGUGGCUAUGAUGAUCAUAACUGUGAAGUUGGCCUCAUUGUUGGUACCGGUACCAACGCCUGUUACAUGGAGGAGAUGAGGCACAUUGACCUGGUGGAAGGGGACGAAGGUCGGAUGUGCAUCAACAUGGAGUGGGGGGCCUUCGGUGACGACGGUGUGCUCAACGACAUCCGGACAGAGUUCGACCGCGAGAUAGACAUGGGCUCGCUCAACCCUGGCAAACAAUUGUUUGAGAAGAUGAUCAGUGGGAUGUACAUGGGAGAGCUGGUCAGACUCAUCCUGGUGAAGAUGGCCAAGGAAGGGCUCUUGUUUGGAGGAAGGCUCACACCAGAUCUGCUCACUACUGGCCACUUUGAGACCAGAUAUGUCUCUGCUAUUGAGAAGGAGAAAGAAGGACUGCAGAAAGCCCACGAGAUCCUCACCAAGCUGGGCCUGGAGCCAUCUCAUGAAGACUGUGUGGCCACCCACCGCAUCUGCCAGAUCGUCUCUACCCGCUCGGCCAACCUGUGCGGGGCCACCCUGGCAGCUGUGCUGCGACGCAUCAAGGAGAACAAGGGGGUGGACCGGCUGCGGUCCACGGUUGGUGUGGAUGGCUCUGUCUACAAGAAGCAUCCUCACUUUGCCCGGCGCCUCCAUAAGACAGUUCGGAAGCUGCUACCAGACUGCGAGAUCCGUUUUGUGCGGUCAGAAGAUGGAAGUGGCAAAGGGGCAGCCAUGGUGACAGCGGUGGCCUACAGACUGGCCGCCCAGCACAAAGCACGGCAGAGGAUUUUGGAGGCGCUCAAGCUGAGCCAUGAGCAGCUCCUGGAGGUGAAGCAAAGGAUGAGGAUAGAGAUGGAGAAGGGGCUGGGCAAGGAGACGCACGCAGAGGCAGCGGUGAAAAUGCUUCCCACCUACGUGUGCUCAACUCCAGAUGGGACAGAAAAAGGAGAUUUCCUCGCCCUGGACCUGGGAGGUACCAAUUUCCGUGUGCUGCUGGUGCGCGUCAGGAACGGGAUGAGGCGUGGUGUUGAGAUGCACAACAAGAUCUACUCCAUCCCAGUGGAGAUCAUGCAGGGGACGGGAGAGGAGCUCUUCGACCACAUCGUCCACUGCAUCUCCGACUUCCUGGAAUACAUGGGAAUGAAGGGCGUAUCGCUCCCGCUUGGAUUCACAUUCUCCUUCCCUUGCCAGCAGAACAACCUGGAUGAGGGGAUUCUCCUGAAGUGGACAAAAGGUUUCAAGGCAACUGGCUGUGAAGGGGAAGAUGUGGUGAACCUGCUGAAGGAGGCAAUUCACAGGAGAGAGGAAUUCGACCUGGACGUGGUCGCGGUGGUAAAUGACACAGUUGGCACCAUGAUGACCUGUGGGUACGAAGACCCGUAUUGCGAAGUUGGGCUGAUAGUUGGCACAGGCAGCAAUGCCUGUUACAUGGAGGAGAUGAGGAACGUGGAGCUGGUGGAAGGGGAGGAGGGCAGGAUGUGUGUCAACAUGGAAUGGGGGGCGUUUGGUGACAACGGGUGCUUGGAUGACAUACGGACGGAGUUUGACGUGGCGGUGGAUGAGCUGUCUCUCAACCCUGGGAAGCAAAGGUUUGAGAAGAUGAUCAGCGGGAUGUACCUGGGGGAGAUCGUCCGAAACAUCCUGAUGGAUUUCACCAAGCGAGGGCUGCUCUUCCGGGGACGGAUCUCAGAGAGGCUGAAGACCAGAGGGAUCUUUGAGACCAAGUUCCUGUCCCAGAUAGAAAGUGACUGCCUGGCCCUGCUCCAAGUCCGCUCCAUCCUCCAGCACCUCGGCCUGGAGACCACAUGCGACGACAGCAUCAUCGUGAAGGAGGUGUGCACAGUGGUGGCCCGGCGGGCAGCUCAGCUCUGCGGGGCUGGCAUGGCAGCCGUGGUGGACAAGAUCCGGGAGAACCGCGGGCUGGACUUCCUCAAGGUCACGGUCGGUGUGGAUGGGACCCUCUACAAGCUGCACCCUCACUUCUCCACCGUCAUGCACGAAACAGUGAAGCAGUUGUCUCCAAAGUGUGAAGUGACCUUCCUCCAGUCGGAAGACGGCAGCGGCAAGGGCGCAGCGCUCAUCACGGCGGUGGCCUGCCGGAUCCGGGAGGCUGGCCAGCGAUAGAAGGAAGGAGGUUUGCCGAAGAGCUUGGUUUCAGCAAAACAGGACGUUUCCCUGCCCGGUCCCUCCUUCCCUCCCUCCGUACACACACACACACACACACACACACACGUGGCCUCCCCUCGCAAGCAGACUCUUAGCUUUACUUGUUCUCUUGAGAUACCACCAGUGGGACUGGAGAUGCUGUGUGCUUUGUAUCAAGUGUUUUCUUAGGAGUUUUAUUGCAUGCCAUAAAACUGCGUAUCAAGUAAAGCUAAAAGUGUCUUUUGGCUGUCUACCUAUAUUUCCAGUUAGAGCUGGACCUGUUCCACUUGCAGCCUCCGUCAAACACCAGCUCUCCUCCCCACAUCUCCUAACCACUCUCAUAUCUUCCCUAACAGCAGAAAGGAUAAUGCUAGAAUAAUUAAGACACUGCAUUGUCACUUUACAGUAACUAGUACCUAUUUAUGUAUGUCAGAGUCGUAGUGUGUCCGUGCUGUAGAAAGCAAACCUCUUUAAGAUUGGGCUAAAGACCUCCAUUAGUCUUUUACCCUGAUCAAGGCUGUAUUAUUUCCAUGAAAGUCAUGGUAACUCUUAAAGCACAGGGUGCAGAAUUUCAGCCGGUGUGUUCUGGGUCUGCACUGAGAGAUACCAAGUAUCUCUGUUGGUGAGCAAUAUUAAAGAACCUGCUGGAUCCAAGUUAGAGGUGCUCCUUUAACUGCUCCAGCAGAGCACGUGCCUGGAAAUAAUUGGGGACUCAGGGUCUAAUCCCAUUUCCCGACCUCUCACCCGCACCCUAAAUAGAGUGUAGGAAUGUGGCAUGUACGGUUGUGUUACGUUCCCUGGAAACCACUAGCGCCCUUCCCUGGUCCAUGUGCGGAUACAAGGAACCACUGCCAAGAUGGGUCGGUGUCUUCCCUGCAAAUACACACACACUCAAAUGUCGUCCGUGUGUCUACACUUGGCGCGGUGAGUUUGGUUUGCUUUUUGUCUGUGAAAUAGUUCUGCGUCUUCAGCCUUUUAGGUGACACCUGGAUUUAUACACUGUAUAUUUAUGUUUCAAGAGAUCUUAAGUCUUUUUAUGUACAUAGUCUGGGGGGGUUAUAUUGCUUAGAAUUGACUUCACCUUUUAAUGUCAUUUAAGAAUGCUACAGAGUACUUAUUUUCUUUUUUUCUUGUGUUAUUUUUUUAAUUUAAAAUUUUCUUGGGGUAGACUGGAGAAAGAGACCCAAAUUCCUGAGGACAGUUGUACAAGAGGUUUGGGCAUUCUGAAUUUAUCACCAGAACAAAAGGGAAAUCAGAAAGCCAGGGAUGUGAUGCACAGGAGCAGUGGGGCCCUGCAGUGAAGCUUUGAGGAUUAGGCUGGUUUUAACCCAAGGAGAGGUUUUAUUUUGUCCCCCUGCCCUCCCCAGCCUGCUUUGCUCUGGAAGGUCACAUCACUUCCUAUUGCAGCGCGUGGUGAAAUAACCCAGGGCCCUGCAGGGACCCCUGUCUGAGCCCGUAUCCCUCACGCCACUGUCCUGGUCCAACAAACA
Messenger RNA from Haliaeetus leucocephalus (bald eagle), 5597 nucleotides. It is a transcript of the gene GCK, whose product is annotated as glucokinase (hexokinase 4). Gene Ontology annotation, cellular component: mitochondrion; cytosol. Gene Ontology annotation, molecular function: glucokinase activity; ATP binding; D-glucose binding. The record is from RefSeq and is a predicted model, not a curated record. The transcript is spliced from 28 exons. NCBI's taxonomy places the organism in Eukaryota, Metazoa, Chordata, Aves, Accipitriformes, Accipitridae. The coding region runs from base 1 to 4086 and encodes 1361 amino acids. Gene Ontology annotation, biological process: intracellular glucose homeostasis; glycolytic process; glucose 6-phosphate metabolic process.